This is a messenger RNA of Zea mays, 1222 nucleotides long. RefSeq lists its product as uncharacterized. The record is from RefSeq and is marked predicted. The transcript is spliced from 7 exons. Bases 273 to 1004 code for a protein of 243 amino acids. NCBI's taxonomy places the organism in Eukaryota, Viridiplantae, Streptophyta, Magnoliopsida, Poales, Poaceae. Gene Ontology annotation, molecular function: nucleic acid binding.
CGCGAGUAGAGAAUUUCUCCUGCCUGCUCACGACCGCCCUCUCGCCGGUCGCCGGUCGCCGCUCGCAACGCAAGUCGGAAGAGGAAUCUCUCCAAGCUCCAAUCCUCCGAUCCUGCCCCAACCCAAGUCCCCUCCACCAGGCCGCACACCUCCGCCGCCCGGCGCGACCUUGCAUCCACCAGCCUGCCCUCUCCUUCGCGUGAGGCGGCCCCGGCGACCGCGUCGGCAGUGCAAGACCAGACCGAGGCUUCUCCCGUUGGAAGGUUCCAGCCAUGGCGAGCGCCGAUCUGCUGCGGAAGGAGGAGGAGUUCUACUCCUCCCUCUUUGAUUCCGCAAAAGGCGACGGCGUCAAGUCGCGCUCGCAGGUGAUUGAGAGGAAGAUUGAAUCCCUCGAGGACAUGGCCACCAAGGUCAGCAACCGGAGAUCAAGAAGAUGGUUGAACGACCGCUUGCUGAUUGAGCUUGUCCCACGCCUUCAUGUUGAAGAAAUCAAAGGCCUCUUUGCUCCUCCACCAUGGGGUGAGGAGCUGCCCUUGUCAGCAUUCUGCAGGACAAGUGUUAGUGACUGGGAGGCCUUCAGGAGCAUCGACAUGGAUGCUGAGGCAAGAUUGAUGCAACACAUGAAACGAUCAUCCGAAAAACAAAGGACUCAUGUCGACGAAGAUGAAUUGAUUGCUCUGAAUGCUUGGCGUCGUAUAGGUCGCCAAACAAGAGAAGCUAUUAAGAAAAAAUUUCUACCUGAUCUACUUCAAAUAUAUGAAGAACAGGUUAGGGCCUUCAUUGAAGGUACUGGUGACAGCGACGUGCUUGUGCUGAAUGUCCAGGACCCGUUCCAGAGGCUGCUUCUGCACGGUGUUUGUGAGUUCUAUAACGUAACCUCAAUGACCACAAGCAGUGUAAGGGACGGGAAGCCAUGGAAGAGCACCACCAUCAAGAAGAGGCAUGUCACCGGUCUUCCUCCGAGAAUCACAUUAGUUAGCUUCCUGAGGAUGAGGAAGAAUUAGUCGUCCCAGUAACAUGUGGAUGUGAGGGUCCUACACUAAUUCGCCUGGAUGUGUACUAAAAAGACAAAUUUGUUGCUUUAGGUCGCAUCUAGCAUGUAAUCAAAUGUAAAAUAUCCAUGUCAAAUGUAAAAUACAUUGCAAGACCUUGUUCCAGAUGAAGAAACUCAAAAGUGUAAGCCCCUACUUCUAUCACUGAGUCUAUGAAAGAGGCUUAAGCC